GAAAGCCGUUAACGGUUUAACGGCAAUAAUCAGCAAAAGUUGCAAGCUUGAUCUUUCUUUUCUCAUAUCUACCCAUUUUUUUACUUUCUCCUGUUCUUUUUCUUACAUUUAAUAAUUUAACAGCCCAAAAGUUAUUAAACUGAAUCUUCAACGAAUACAAGAAGAAGAAGAUAUUAAAAAGAAAAAGUUAGCAAAUUUUCACAGAAUUUCAAUCUAAUUGUAGAAAUGAGGACAGAGACCAAAGCCAAUUUAGUUAAGAUGAAGCCCAGUGGUCAACAUGGUUCUUCAAAGGGAAAGUUUGAUACAGCUAUGAACAAGAGGAAGCUUGAAAGCUCCAGUAAACAGCCUGUUGGUGCAAAGCAAAAAUCUGCAACUACAAAAGCAAAGGUAAAAUCGAAAACAAGUUCAAGUUCAUCAAAAACAAGUACAACCACAAAAGCUAAAGUUAGGGAAAAGAAGGUUUAUACUUUGCCUGGCCAGAAACAUGAUCCUCCCGAAGAGAGGGAGCCGUUACGAAUAUUUUACGAGUCGUUGUUGAAACAGAUACCAACAAGUGAAAUGGCAGAAUUUUGGAUGAUGGAACAUGGCUUGUUGUCCCCCGAAAAAUCCAGAAAAGCAUAUGAAAAGAAGCAGAGAAGGCAGAAGCAGCUUCGGACCGGCACUCCGAUUAAAUCUUGGAAACCGAGUGGCAAACCCGAGAGUUCACAGAAGGAGCAGCUGGCCUCGAGGAAUGGAGAUGUAAAAGCCAAGAAAAGAAUCAACAAUGAUAUCGAUGACGAUGAUGAUGACGACGACUUCAUUUUAAGUCCCAAGAGAAGGAAAGGCAGUGGAUAGAAAUUGUAUUUAUGACAAGAAAAAACAAGCUCGAAGAUCAUCAUGGCUGCAUCAUGGAGGUCGAGGAUAGAAGCAUCAUCGAGUUACUUAAAGCCGCAAUGGCAGGUAAGAGUGUACUGAGUAGAACUACAUGAACUGAAUAUGAAAAUUUUGGAGAAAUGGUGAUUAUAAUAGAAGAAAGAUCAUGACCAGGUCCCAUGCUUGCCUUAUGUAUGAUGAAUGUAUAGAUCUCCAUGUAUAAGGCUGCACUAGUCUGCAAUGCACAUGAAUACCAUGUGAAUUAACAGAAUUUUUUUUAAUUUUGUAUUUUUUAUAUUAAGAUUAUCAAAGAGAUGAAUAGGUGACCUCAGUUAUUCAGGUCCCACUUAGUAGCAUAGAAUUAAUGAAUACAAUAGGCAGUACAUGUGACAAGGUGAAGAAGCUGCAUGGUCCAGAUUGUUGGCAUUGGUUUUCUUCUUCACGAUGACCAGCCUCAACAGAAGGGUGAAUGUCUGAUCCCCUACUCAUAGUAGCUGUCGUCAGUGCUGUGCACGUGUUGAGAGAGCCCUUAUGAUGAGGAUAUCUAAGGCCCUAUGACUGAUAUCUAGGCUAGACGGUGGAGGCCUCACUCGCUACCUUCAGCCCUAACACACUUAGACCAACUGUUACUCCGCUCAACUUCACCCCAACCUCAAACACUUCCAAUCACCGUUCCGGUCACAACCCUUUUCGUUAGAAGCUCUCAGCCAUCACUAUCCAAGACAUCAACAAGUAUGAAAAUGAAGUAUGCAUCCAUGCAUGUAUGUAUGUAUGUAUGUAUGUAUGAGAAAAGGAUAAAUUAUGGCAGACUAGGCAAUGGAAUGCUCUUUAAAGAAGAAAACUCAUGGACAGCUAGGACUGCAAAUAUACCUGUGUUAUGGACAAGGAAAAAUAUUUGUCGUUUAUUUGGAUUAUGGCCCAAAUAGUAAAUAGAGAUGGUGCUGUUAUUUCUUUUGAUUA
This is a messenger RNA of Gossypium arboreum, 1812 nucleotides long. RefSeq lists its product as uncharacterized. The transcript has 5 exons. Bases 226 to 834 code for a protein of 202 amino acids. The record is from RefSeq and is a predicted model, not a curated record. NCBI's taxonomy places the organism in Eukaryota, Viridiplantae, Streptophyta, Magnoliopsida, Malvales, Malvaceae.